UACUUCAAGACGUAUCACAGCUGCGUCCACGACGCACUGCGGUCAACAAGAUGCGAUGGACAUUCGGACAUAAUGGACAAAGCGCUUGCCAACAUUGAGCAGCACAGGCUUGCGAAUAGACUGAACUGCGAUAGAGAUCACAUCGUGUACGCGCCACAAAUGGAUGAUCAGUCGGCUUGCCACAAGCGCUCGGCGCUCCGCAAAUUCUUUCUGUGUGGCCUAGCGUUCCACUACGUCACAGAAAAGAAUGACAGCAGGAUGAGCGAAGACCGGAGACUACUGUGCCAGGCUGUGCACGAAUAUCAGAAAUGCACAUCCAUGGCACUUUCUUCAACGGAUUGCUUCAUGGACGAGGCACUACGAAAACAUGUCUCCUACUUUUCAAGCGGAGCUCUAGAAGACCAAGGAGUGGCCUGCAGUUCGGACGGCAUGCCCAAAGCUCAGCGUUCACAGAUUUCAAGCAGCAAGCAACGUCUGCUGCACGCACAGCAGAAGUGCGUGGGGCGAGCAGUCCUGUACGACUUCUUCAAGUGCGGUCUCGAGUUCAACAGAAUGGUGAAGCGGGCCAACCGCGGUGAAACCAAAUUCAAGAGAGCCUAUUCACGCAAGAAGGGCAAGCGGAGCUCCCGCAAGCGGCAGAAGCCCAUUGUCGUCCCUCGAACUGCCUUCAGGAAGCCCCUGGUACACGCGGAAAGCCUGGUGCUAUGCGAGAUCAUAGCGAAGUUCAACGCAUGCACUCAUGAACUGGAGCAGCGGCACGAUUGUAAUGUAAGAGACCACGCAGAACUUACGGGCAAUAUGAAGUUCGUGAGAAACUCCUUGAUUGCAACACUAGGAAUGUUGGAUUGCAUCGCACAAACACACAAUUUGACCACUCCACGCCCCACCAUUCCUCACGGUGGUGUACGGACUACGGAACGUGGUGUUCCAACAGGAACCUUCACUACGCCAACUGGCAUUCCGCCGAAUUGCCAGUACAUGGAAUUUGUGCGCCGCUACUCCUAUUGCGCCGUAGCUUUCUAUGCCGACUUAGAAGGAAGAGGACUCUCCGUAACCAACUCGGAAGUAUGCACUUUCGUGAAUGAGUUCUUGGAGUGUGAACGAGUAGCCAUGGCUGAUACUCGGUGUCAAUCAGCGUCAACUGCGCUGCUUGCGGAUAUCAAUUACUUCACGGAUGUCCUGUUGAAGAAGUAUAGACACACAUGUCAACUGACUACCCGGUUUUCACGGCCUUCAAGGACGCCGAAAACGGUUGCCCCAGUUGGGCCACCAGGUCCUACAACUGUGUCCCCACAUGAGUGUCAGCAGAAAGAACUGUUGCGAAGGUUCUUUGCUUGUGGGAUUGCAUUGCAAGCAAGCAUUGAAAUGGCGGACGACCCAUGCAAGUGCAUCAGUGAGUACGAGAAGUGUUACUCACGGGCCAAGAACGACUUGAAGUGCUGGAACGACAACAUGGGGGCGAACUUUACAAAGUAUAUGCUUGAGCUUACCGAGGCUACCAAGAAGAUGUACCAAGUCAACUGCCCGAAGCGAUUCCAUGCUGGCACCGCUCUCGGCAAAUGUGAUGCUGCAGAAGCAAUGCGCAGGUUUUUCCUGUGUGAUUUGUCCUACUUCCGACUAGUCGAAAACGCCGUAAGAGUGGGCGGUAAAGCGUACGAAAACAUUUGCAGGCACGUACUCGAUGUGAACGACUGUCUAGCGAAGCUGGAGUAUCAGACUGGCUGCACAAAGUCCGUUCUGCAUCAGCAUGCGGCCUCUCUUCUGGGCCAGAUAACAUCACCGUUUUCACGGAAAUGUGGCGAGCCAAAACUGGCCUUGCAGGCCAGUGCACAGAUUGCCCUGCAAAGAGACAAGUGCGAUGAGUCUGCUGUUCUGAAGAAGGCCCUCGUAUGUGCCAUCGGUUUCCAAAAUUUUAUGGACCAAAAAGUGUCACGACGAAGACCUACUAAGGAAGAGGUGUGCCCGUUUAUCAAGGAUUUUGAGAACUGUAUCGACAACGCCAGUCAAGGGAGCACCUGCAAAACUGACAUGUCACUGAGCGCGCAGCUGGUGACCUACAAGAGGCUGUUAGAGGAAGAGUACGGAGUCGACUGCCGCCCGAAAGGAGAGAUGAGCCCGCGGUUUUCCGCCGGAAGCGAGUCGGCGGACUACUUUUAUGAUGACCUGCGAAAGCGAGAGCAGAAGUCGCAGCGAAGCCACCGUGAACGGCCGCCUGCACCCUCCGGCAGAAAGGGUGAUUCAGAUUCUUACGACUACGGUGACAGUAGACGACGUCGUGGGGCCGGACGCAAGGCGGCACCGAACAGAAACGACGCGUACAAGGGCCGCGAGGACUACGACUACUACAACGAUCCAGCGAAGGCAAUGCCGACUCCUCCGUUACCACCCCCGAAUGUGGAAUACGAAGACGAGGAUGCUAAGGAGUACUACGACUUCAAGCCAGACACGAAGCGUGGCGACUCGGGCGGAGACGGCGGGCGCGGGAGCCGGGGGAGGUUGCGCAGGGGCGGGGACGAUGGAGACGACGAGCGACCGCCACGAAAGCCCGCGAACGGCGGGGAGCGUCGCUCGAAAGCAAGGAAGAACGAAGCUCCCCAGGAGACGGCGAAAGAGAGCCACGCGUACCGAGACGACGAAGGCCCCAUUCGACCGGGAAACUCGUACGAGUACGGCUUUGAAGAAGGUUUCAGCAAGAAAAAGCUCAAGACAAACGACCGCAGUGAAGACGCCAGCUUCUUCGAGGACGACCAGGACACCGAACAGGUCGAGAGAGCUCCGCGCCGCCGCAACCGUAGGCAGGAUGCUCCCGCUGUGGGCAACCCGUUAGACGACGAGGAGGAAGCCUCGGACGAAGAGCGCAUCAACGACGGCGUUGAAGACGGUGAGCCGGUCCGUGCGAGUCGGCGCGCUGCGGUUGAAGACGAAGAUGACGACGAGGAUCCGUUCUUCCGGGGAAAGCUGGCACGCGCCAAGCAGGAGAGGAAGUUCCAGAGAAGUCGCUACAUGCAGAUGGAAGACGAUGGCUACGAAGACGCUCAGCGUCGGAAGAAUCUGAGCGCGUGCAAUGUGCACAUGUACCACAUCGACAUGAAGCGUUGUGACCGAGGCAUCAUGGAUGAAGUGGCGUCACUGUACAACGUGACCGUACGCCUCUCGCGCAGCGUGUCUAAGGCUGCCAAGUCUAGCGCGUGCAUUGCCAUUCGAGAAUUUGAAUCCUGCAUACAACAAGCUCAGAUCAGGCACCACUGCAUGGUAUUCGACGAGACGCACAACAUUUCUGUCAUGCGAAAUCUACUGGCGAGAGCAUUUGACGUAAACUGUUCCGAAAAUGCGCCAGUGCCAAUGAAACAACUGUACGCAGGUUCACAGCAAAAAGGAUGCAACAACACCAUGCUGGCUCGCCUGUACUCCUACUGCGCCGUUGGAUUCUAUGCAGAAGUGGAAGGGCAACAGAUCGACAAAAUGGACAAAGCCGUGUGCCACUUUGUUCGUGAGUUCAUGAAUUGUACGAAGGACGCCUAUCAUGACUCCCUUUGCGAACAAACGGACGUGCCAAUCAAGCCAACCACCAGCUUUUUCGACAGCGUGCUGCUGACGAAAUAUGCCCGCUUGUGCGGGAUCGAGCACGAACUUGUGCGGCCCACAAAACCCCCGCACCUGACAAUCCCCGUGACACACCCAAUAAUCGACAAAUGUGGCCAGCCCGGUAAAAUCGGCGGCCCGGGCGGCCCCGGCGGCCCGGGAGGCCCCGGCGGCCCGGGCGGUCCCUGCGGGCCCGGUGGACCUGCUCAGGCAGUUUGCCAGCCCCCAGGUAUGCCCGGUGGUCCUAAUGGACCCGGAGGUCCUGGGGGGCCCGGAGGUCCUGGGGGGCCCGGAGGUCUGGGGGGUCCGGGAGGUCCUGGGGGACCCGGUGGUCCACAACCAGGACAACCAGGGGGCCCCGGCGGUCCAGGAGGUCCAGGCGGGCCCGGUGGUAUCGGUGGUCCAGGAGGUCCCAACGGCCCGAAUGGACCCAAACCAGGAGAGCCUGGGGGAUUAGGAGGGCCUGGAGGACCCGGCGGUCCAGGCGGUCCUGGUGGACCCGGUGGUAUCGGUGGGCCAGAAUGUAUAUGUCCUACAGGAUCACCAACGUGGUCGUCAAGCACAACUACGACGACCUCGACUACAACGCCACCGCCGCACGUAACCCGAAAGACCAUUGGUACAUACUCGACGACUAUUGAGACAACGACGACAUCAAGUGCCGAAAGCGCAACAUAUACCGGUUCGAGCACAACUGAAGCAGAGUACCCUUCGACAACGACACCCUUUACCAGUGGCAGCACCAUUGAGACAACGUGUCUUGUCAUCAAUACGUCUUACAAGUACCCUGAAGAGUGCGACAGAAAGGAGCUGCUGCGGCGCUUUUUCACAUGUGGAAUCACAUUCCAGACCAAUCUGGAGCUGCAGAAACCCGAAUGCAAGUGCUACUACGACUACAAGAAGUGCUUUGAGGAAGCACGGAAGGAGCUCAAGUGCCACACUACGGACCAAACUAAGGACCCGCUCGUCAUCACCGUGAACAUUCUGUCCUGAACUAAUGAGCAACAUCUACAGUGUCAAAUGCACGCCGUCGAUGAGUCCCUUGAAUUUUGAGGAAUGUAAUCAAGCAUUAGCAUUGAAGAAAAUCAUGAUGUGUUGCGUCACGUACUUCUCCCUCUCUGACGAACACACGAGGUCGGUGUGGUCUGGAGGAGCGGACACUUGU
Messenger RNA from Dermacentor silvarum, 4747 nucleotides. RefSeq lists its product as uncharacterized. NCBI's taxonomy places the organism in Eukaryota, Metazoa, Arthropoda, Arachnida, Ixodida, Ixodidae. The record is from RefSeq and is a predicted model, not a curated record. Bases 73 to 4575 code for a protein of 1500 amino acids. The transcript is spliced from 20 exons.